AGGGAAAAGCAAGCUUUCUGCGUGAAUCAUUGGAUAAGCUUGGUGUUCUGUAUGGUGAAGAGGGUUUUUCUCAAACUUGAAGAAAAUGGUUUUGGCCGAAAAGAACAGCGAUAACAUUAGGAACGGACGGAGAAGUCGAGGACCUAGCCCGAAUGGGCACAUGCAGGCAGAAUCUACCAGUGAAGAUGAGAGUAGUGUGCCUGUAGACAAAAUAAGAGUAGGAAGAGACUAUCAGGCAGUGUGUCCGGAAUUGCAACCGGAAAAUCAAAGGAAACCAGAACUUUUAGCGGACAGGGCCCUUCUGGUUUGGUCACCAACAGAAUCAAUUCCGGAAUCGAAGCUUGAAGAUUACAUCGUUCUUGCCAAAGACAAAUACGGAUACAAUGGUGAACAAGCCCUUGGUAUGCUGUUCUGGCACAAACACGAUUUGGAGAGGGCCAUGCUGGAUUUAGCAAAUUUUACACCUUUUCCCGAUGAAUGGUCAGUAGAAGAUAAGGUCCUCUUCGAGCAAGCGUUUCAAUUUCAUGGGAAAAGUUUCCACAGGAUAAGACAGAUGUUGCCCGAUAAAACCAUAGCAAGCCUAGUCAAAUAUUACUACAGUUGGAAAAAAACUCGUUCUCGCACUAGUCUGAUGGAUAAGCAAGCUAGGAAACUUAAUACUCCCAAGGAGGAGGGAGGAGCGUCGGAGGCAGGUUCGGAGAAUGGCUCGAACGAAGAAUCUGACCACGAUGACAAGGGUGAGGGUGGCGCAUGUUCUAACUGCGGAGUCAUCUGUACGGUCACUCAGGUAACCUCAAAAGGAAAUCUUUGCAAUUCCUGUUUUCAACAUUGGAGACGAACGGGCUUGUUGCGGCCCACAUCUGGGCCGACGGGCAGUAAGCGGGGCACCCCUUUGGGGGCUCGUCAUAAACGCAAGCCCCCCCGCGGCAUGUACAUCAACCACGACGAUUUGGCUGCGAUGGCUUCAGGCAAUACGGGCGUCGUCAUGCUCAAAGCCUUGGAUAGAGAGAUAGAUUCCAUUCAAAGACAAAUUCAACAGAAUAAGCAGACCUUGAGUUCCUUGAAGAGGAAGCAUUCCGAUUCGAUUGAAGACUUGCGCCCGAAUAACGAAAACAACUCUCGAUUUAAUCCUCGAUGGACGAACGAAGAACUUUUGCUUGCCGUGCAAGGCGUUCGAAAAUACGGUAGAGAUUUUAAAAGUAUCGCCGACGUUAUCGGAAACAAAACCGAGCAUCACGUACGCAUGUUCUUCAUUAACUACCGCAAGCGAUAUAACUUGGACAGUAUCCUUAAAGAAUGGGAAAAAGAGCACGGGCCUCUUCCGGAUGAAGUGUCGGACAUUAAAAGUGAAAAUGACGAUAAUGAUAAUGACGUUAUUUGCAUAUCGCCCACGCCUAGCACUAAGAAAGAUAUUAAAAACGGCAAAGUGUUGCAAAUAACUAAAUGAUAAUCUUAAACUAUUGUGUAAACUGUAAUUAACAUUAAUUUUAGCGUUUAGGGCAGUUCUCUAUUAUCGGUUGCUGUUUCGACCGUUUCGACUUCACUUAAUCACCGCAAAAGCAAUAAAGGUAGCCAAUAAAGAUACUAACUAAUAUACAGUGCGGGCCAAAAACUUCCUCCAAGUUUUGUUUUAUUUGGACGGGACGAGGUAUCGAAUUCGGGUAAUAUCGAGAUGUAGAAACAUAUAUUUACUUAGAUGUCAUUGGACCGUAUUCAGCGUCCCACUUUAACUUUAAACACGGCUUUAGAGGGUCGCUUUAACUUAAACAAAGUCCAUAGUUACUCCAUAACAACAAUGUAAAAUUGUCAAGUUAGAGAGGCGUCCUUAACUUUUAAAGUGAGGCGAUGAAUACGGGACAAUAUACAGGACGUUCAUAAAAUAGAAGAAGAUAUUUUAAAGGACAAGGUCCUUGUUGAAAAAUAUGAAAUAAACUUUCUAUACCGAGAACCCAAUUCCAAGCGCUGCAAUCAUUAAAAAAUCGCAAGGACUGGGCUUAAUAAUUUUAAUCUAUUUGCCUCUUAAUGCAACAAAGUAGCAUUGCCAAUUAUCAACGGAAUCAAGUAAAUAUUUUUUAAGAUAUUAAUCAUUUUUUAAUUCGUGUAUCUUAAAAACUGUGCAUUUCCAAACCCAUGGUUAUAGAACCCUUUUUUUCAUAUUUUUUAACAAGGAAUCCUCCUCUACAAUAUCUCGGUCUUUUUUAUGAACACCCUGUAUUUUGUAUUGUUUUUUUAGUACAUCAAGAAUGUGCUAAAAUUAAAAGAAUCUGUAAUCAUUGUGCACUACUUGAAAUCCUAAAAUUUCACAUUUUUUAUUAUGAAAUAAUUGUUAUAAUAAUUAUUCAUUUGCCUCGAUUUGACUCAAUUUUGAUAUCACGCUGUAUAUCUGUAUAUUGGAAUAGUGGAAAACAUUUUCAGUUUAGUAUAGAUAUUGUGUUUUUUUUUCCAAUAAUUUCGCAUUACUAUUGUAAGUGUAUUAUAGGCGAAUAUUGAUAAAUAAAUCAAUUAGUGAUAAGACAUUUAUGAAAUUAGUAAAUUAUUGGCGGUAUUUUAUGUACCUCUUAAGCAAUGUAAAUGUACUGUAAACUUACCUAAUGUCUUCUUGGUUACGAGGUCGAUGCUAAGCCUUCGUUAACUAACUGUACAUUUCGGCCAACUUAUCUAAAGUGAAUUUUAGUGAGUGAUGGAGAAACAGUUAAUAGCCAAUCGGAAAGACGAAUAGUCCCGUUCCUAUAAUUUUAGGAUGUAUCAAAUCUACUUUAAGCCUUGCUUGAUUAUUAUUUUAGGAAUAUUUUUCUGUUUAGUAAAUUAUACAAUACGUUCGUUUACGUUAUUCAGUGGUUCUUUUUAAUAUGUAAAUGAGGAAGACUUUUAUUUUAUUUGUUUACUUUAAAAUGCUAGAUCUUUAAGGAUCCUUGUAGUCGGUUUUAUUAAAAACAUGCUAUGCUUGCAGUAUUUAUCGUUACAUAUAAAACAUUUUUAUACUUAAUGAUAUUGUAAAAUAAAUUAAUGAUUUCAUAAUUUUUUAUCGUUUCGAUUUGAUUACAUAAUAUCUCUUGCAUUUCUAAUCCACUUUUUGCAUCUAUUGUGUAUUCCUUCCUUAAAAUUGCGGAAUCAUUUUGAAUUCACAUAUUAUCGACGAAUGUUAAUUUUCGUCAAAUUAAUAUUAUGAGGGUAUGUAUGCGUUAAAAACCAAAGUCUGGAGAUUGUACUUUUUAGUAUCGACAGUACGAGUUGAGAAAAUGUAACAAAAUAUUAAUUUUAAAGUGUUAUUUAUUGAUUUGAAAUAAACGAUUAUUGUAUUGUUUCGAUACACUACAUACAAUUUUGUAAUUAAGUAAGGAACGUAAUAAAAUGUAUUGA
This is a messenger RNA of Phyllotreta striolata, 3360 nucleotides long. The record is from the annotation of a GenBank genome assembly. NCBI's taxonomy places the organism in Eukaryota, Metazoa, Arthropoda, Insecta, Coleoptera, Chrysomelidae.